Molecule: messenger RNA, 1434 nt
Organism: Corylus avellana
Lineage: Eukaryota; Viridiplantae; Streptophyta; Magnoliopsida; Fagales; Betulaceae
Product: UPF0481 protein At3g47200-like
Source: RefSeq, a predicted model, not a curated record
AUGGAUGAUCAGCAUAUUAUUGUUCCCAUUGACAAGAUAGAAGAUGGUGAAGGAAGCAGCGGCCACGACCAGCCUGCCAUUAACAUGGAGUUGGAGGAAAGGUAUAUAAAUUUUAUGGCAGAAGGAGACCAAAUGAGAGCGGUGGAAGCCCUUGGAACCAACCGCCCACCAGCAAAAAUACAGAAGGUUAUAUUCUUGCUGCGAGAUCACAAGCAUUUCAUCAAGUACUUUGAGCCAAGAGUGGCGUCGCUCGGUCCUAUCCAUCAUGGCAACACAAAGUACCAGCUAGGAGAAAAGUACAAGCUUAAAUUGGCCUAUGAGUUCGUCCAAGGUUGCGAGAAGGGUAUAAAUCUUUUAUACAAGGUCGCAAAGGAAAUCAAGCAACUGAGAGAAUGCUUCGAGGAGGAGGUGACGAAGAAAUAUGAUGACAAGGCUCUCGCCUGGAUGUUGUUCGUGGACGGCUGCGCAAUACUACAGUACAUAUUCUGCGCUGCAAAAAACAAGUUCGUAGAGUUGAAUAUAAAAGACGACAGCGUAGCCUUCGCUCAACAGGAUUUGUUCUUGUUGGAGAACCAAGUCCCCUAUGGUCUCCUCAAGUUAUUGAUGAGCUUGAGCGGGAAUGAAACUGAGUUGAGUGAGUCGAUUCAAAGUUACAUUCAAAACGUUACUUAUCAGCAAACGAAGCCGCAACUAAAACAAGAAGAAACAGACCCAACCCAUCUUCUUGACCUUCUGAGAACAACACUCUUGGGUCCCCUGCCACACCCGAAACCCACCAACUCAUCUCGUAGAUGUCCAUUCACACAUCAACGCGACCCAGAUUGGCAAUCGUAUCGGAAUGUGCAGGAGCUGAAAGUAGCAGGAAUCCAUUUGAAACGUAGCAAGAAGAAUAGUUACUUGAGAAACAUAUGUUUCACUAGACGAUUUGGUUUCUACCCGGGAUACCUUUGGCUUCCUCCAAUUACAGUGGACGACUCAACCGGCCCCAAGUUCAUGAACUUGAUAGCUUAUGAAAUGUGCUUGGAUUUCGAGAACGACUUUGGCAUCAGCUCUUAUAUAUCCUUCCUAGAUUCACUCAUCGAUGAAGCCAAUGAUGUCAAAGAUCUGAGGAAGGCACGCAUACUCCUCAACUUCCUCGGCAGCGAUCAAGAAGUGGCUGACCUCUUCAAUGCGAUAGGCACCGACUUGGUGCCUAACGCCGAAGCGUAUAAGGAUGUCAAAAUCCAGGUUCAGGGGUACUACGAAAACAGUUGGAUGACAUGGAUGGCUCAAGUCCUUCAUGAUCAUUUCAGCAGCCCAUGGACUAUCAUUGCUUUCUUGGGUGUAUUAUUGCGACUUGGUCUAACUGCCACUCAGACUUGGUACGCAGUCGACUCUCCCCCUGGCCCCUGCGAUGACUUCUGCAAGCUCAAAUUACCAUAAAACUUAACAUGG